Molecule: messenger RNA, 375 nt
Organism: Penicillium chermesinum
Lineage: Eukaryota; Fungi; Ascomycota; Eurotiomycetes; Eurotiales; Aspergillaceae
Exons: 1
Coding region: 1-375 (124 amino acids)
Source: RefSeq, a predicted model, not a curated record
AUGAACUCACUUUUCCGACUCCCAUCGCGCCUCAGCCCCCCCUCUAGCGCCCUCGGUCGCAACGUCACCAACGCUUCUGCUCAGCGGACUUUGGUCCAAUACACCCAUCACAAAUUUGCCCAAGUUGAUGAGCAUGACCCAGACGAGAAAUGCGAGCGCACCAACAGCCCAAACCACCCAAUCCCCUCGAACAACGCCCAUCCUACCCUGAGAGAUGGAAGGCAAUCCAACCUUGCUAAUAUGGCGGGGGUGAAACACGAAGACCUCCCCGAAGAUGUGAGGAAGCAUAACGAAGAGAUGGAACACCGUUACGACCGACCCUACAACCACAUUGGCGACGGCGGCAAGAUCGAACAUGCGUUCGAGGAGAAAUAG